AUGAAGAGCACAAUCCUAGCAGUUCUCCUUCUCUGUGCCUUAUCCUCACAACCACUACUUGGAUCAGCUGAAGCUUCACCCGAUGAAGUCCUCGACACAUUGGGAAAUAAGCUUCGAGCUGAUGCCAAUUACUACAUCAUUCCCACGGAGACAUUUACCAUAUGUGGCUUUGUUAGUUGUUUCAAUACUAGCGGAGGCGUUGCCCUUGAAGCUACCGGUGAAUCUUGCCCUCUUGAUGUAGUAGUUGUGAAACAAAAUCCAGGAUUACCGUUGAGGUUCACACCCGUUAACAACAAGAAAGGCGUUAUUCGUGUUUCUACUGAUCUCAACGUAAUGUUCUCUAAUGAAGCUUAUGAUUCUAGAUGUCCUCACCAUUCCUUAGUGUGGAAGAUUGAUCCUUUUUCCAAGGAAGAAACAUUUGUGACCACGAAUGGUGCAUUGGGCAACCCGGGUUCGCAAACAAUCGGAAAUUGGUUCAAGAUUGAGAAGUACGAUGAUGCUUAUAAGUUGGUCUAUUGUCCCAAUGUAUGUCCUUCUUGCAAGCAUGCAUGCAAAGAUAUUGGGUAUUAUGUGUAUAAGACUAGGGAAAUGCGUUUGGCUUUCACUAUUGUUCCAUUCAAAGUUAAGUUUCAAAAAACUCAUAAUUAA
Molecule: messenger RNA, 648 nt
Organism: Lathyrus sativus (Indian pea)
Lineage: Eukaryota; Viridiplantae; Streptophyta; Magnoliopsida; Fabales; Fabaceae
Source: the annotation of a GenBank genome assembly